UCGUGCAACCAAAUCUGCAACGUUGGCGGUUGAUCGCACCCACAAACAGCCUCGUGUUCGUGGGCACCGGUAUACACGAUCCUUUCUCGCAUGAACAGGUCCGGUUCUUGUACAUCCUGGCAAAGAAAGGGUGUCCAAAGUCACCGGGGUUGCUAGGAUAUGCUGGGAAGUUGAGCUGCAGCAGUGCACCACUGCAAGAACACUGUUGACACGAAGUUGGAUCCAAGGUCACGAUGCUAGGUGGUUGAGAUUUCGGGGAUUAGAGAUGGCUUCCAGCUUCGAGAUGAGCACCUCUGGGAGAACGCGAGGAGGUGGUACAGAAGCUGCAGGAUUUACCACACCGAGUAGGGCCCCAGCUUCCCCGAUUUACAAUUUCAUCACAUCUCCACUUGCACAUGCACCAACGCCGGAUCGGAAUGCCUUGUACGAGCUCUCCAUUCACGAUCUCACCUACAAGGUUGUGACGAAAACGGGAAAAGGAGUAACUGGAGAGAGGAUCCUGCUCAAUAGAGUAUCAGCUAAAGCAAGUCCUAGUGAAGUGCUGGCCAUUGCCGGACCCUCUGGUUCCUCCAAGACUACCUUUCUCGACGCUCUGGCAGGGCGCAUUGACCGCCACAGCCUUCAAGGACAGAUUCUUGUCAAUGGGAUGCCCAUGACUUCGGCAUUCAAGCGCAUCUCUGGAUACGCUAUGCAGGACGAUGCUUUGCAUCCGUACUUAACAACACGAGAGACUCUCAUGUUCAGCGCGCGGCUCAGGCUUCCAGGAUCCAUGAAAUUUAAGGAUAAACGGGAGCGCGUGAAAGCCCUAAUUGAGAUGCUUGGACUCACUGCGUGUGCGGACACAAAUGUUGGAGACCAGAAGGUCAGAGGUUUGUCAGGCGGGGAGAGACGCCGAGUCUCCAUUGGAGUGGACUUAGUCCAUGACCCGGCAGUGUUAUUCCUGGAUGAGCCCACAUCAGGCCUAGACAGCUCCUCCGCUCUUCAAGUCAUGCAAAUUUUGUCUCAAAUGGCGCUGGUGCGUAAUCGAACCGUGAUAUUGACCAUCCACCAGCCUAGUCACCGCAUUCUCCAAACGAUCAACAAGUUUUUGGUGAUGGCCAAGGGUAAUGUGGUCUACAGCGGGCCAGUCUCAGGGAUGACCACAUACUUCAACUGUAUCGAGCCCGGCAUGCGAGUACAUGUGAAUGUGGUCGAAUACGCGUUAGAUGUCAUUGAAGAGGCACAAGAUUAUCCAGAUGGUCUCCAACGUCUUGUAGAAUACCAACGAAAGGCACAUGCUUUGAAGAACGGAGAGCACUUCAACUUUCAAACAGUGGCACCCGUGGUUGCAGAGAAGGACCCACAACCCAUGUUUGCAAAUUCUUUCCUCCCGGAGAUUGGCAUCCUCAUGCACCGAGAGCUGCUGUCCGUUCUUCGCACCCCGGCUAUCUUCAUCAUUCGUUUGGUGCUUGCAGUACUAUGUGGCGCCAUAUUAGGAACUCUCUUCCUUCACGCGAAGAAGGACUACAGGGGAAUCAUGCAACGCCAAGGAUUCGUAAGCUUCACACUGGCGUACAUCAUCUUCACUGCCAUCGAUUCAUUGCCCGUGUUUCUGAAGGAGAAGCAGGUCUUCAUCCGUGAGACAUCUCGAGGGGCGUACAGAACGUCAAGUUAUGUCUUAGCCAAGCCCAUCGUGAUGCUACCAUUUUUGGCUCUCUUGGCGUUGAUCUAUACAGGCAUUUCCUACUUCUUGGUGGGCAUGGUGAUGAAAAGGGACGCAAUCCUCUUAUAUAUCCUGAAUCUUUUCCUCACCUUCAACGUGGCCGAUGCUUUGGUGGUGUUUGUAGCGAGUCUAGUUCCAGACAUGUCCAUUGGACAACCCACUGUGUCAAGUAUCUGCGCCUUCUUCUACCUUUUCUCCGGAUUGUACAUUUUGAGGUCUGCUAUUCCAAAGUACUGGAUCUGGUUCCACUACCUGUCGAUAUUCAAGUAUCCAUAUGAAGCAAUUAUGCACAAUGAGUUCGCGUCGCAGAAAGGAGUGAUUUGGUACAACAACAUGGACUCGCAUAUGGUCCUUUCAAGCCUAUCGAUGGGGAAGGUUCGAAUGUGGGCUUGCGUUGUGCCAAUGAUCGUUUUCGCGGUUGUAUAUCGCUUAUUCUUUUACGUAUCUUUGAAACUGCACACAAAAAAUAUAAGAAAAUAGGAAAGUGGGGUGUUAGAAGUAGUAGUGGCAUAUUCUUAAGGUACUUGAAACGGAAAUGAUACUGUUUCCUUUACCACAAGGUCAAUAAGCUGCAGAUGUGUGAAUACCUUCUUUAGCAGCAGUGUAGAUAGACAUGUAAUACUUUCUCUCAGCAGACGGACUUUAGAGGGUGGAUACAUUUCAUAAAGCAGAAUUUGGGGACAUGUAAAGUGUGCCAUUAGCGUAGCGAGAUCAGGAAAUUCAUUUAUGAAAAGAUAUCCAAGAGCUACAGUACUCCGUACAGCACCAAGCGUCUUCAAUGCAAGACCUCGGACGUGUCAGUGAUAUUUACCAUAUUACUCCAUUGUAUGAUGGGGUGCGAAAAGAAUAAAAUGGAUCACACGUUUGUUAAGUUUUGGAUUAUACGCUACUGCUAAUAAAGGUCUUAUCAUUAAACGUGAA
Molecule: messenger RNA, 2623 nt
Organism: Physcomitrium patens
Lineage: Eukaryota; Viridiplantae; Streptophyta; Bryopsida; Funariales; Funariaceae
Product: ABC transporter G family member 6
Biological process (GO): transmembrane transport
Cellular component (GO): membrane
Molecular function (GO): ATP hydrolysis activity; ATP binding; ABC-type transporter activity
Source: RefSeq, a predicted model, not a curated record